UAUUCAUUUCAAAGUUAAUUUUCUCUCUCUUCACCAAAGAAAUCUGGAAAACUCAUUCUCAAACAAACCCUAGCCGCCGCCUCCUCCCUCCUUCAGUGUGUCUCCGGCGGUCGUUACAUUGCUCCACCAUCUUCAUCCUCUCCUUUUCAUCUGUAAUUAUACUCUAUCAAAAAAAUCAGGAUCGGACAACCUUCGCCGGUGACCACCACGCCGGAGCUUGCAACCACCGCCCCGGAAAAGAGCUUACGUGUUUUCAUCCCAAUCUUGUAUGUUGUCCAGAUCUGGGUCAGAAUUUUUACACAAACACUUAAACCUGGGCUGUUGUCUUCAUCAAGGUGAUUUGAUUACAUUUGAGUGAGUUCCCACAACACAAUGACUAUUGGUAAUAUUUUUAAAGAUGAAGCCAGCGAAGAGAAAGGAGAGCGAGCAAGAAUGUCAUCUUUUGUUGGGGCCAUGGCUAUUGCUGACUUGGUUAAGACUACCUUAGGCCCAAAGGGAAUGGAUAAAAUUUUGCAGUCAACAGGUAGAGGCCGUGAAGUUACUGUCACUAAUGACGGUGCUACAAUCUUGAAGUCCCUUCACAUUGAUAACCCAGCUGCUAAAGUCCUCGUCGACAUUUCUAAAGUUCAAGAUGAUGAAGUUGGCGAUGGAACUACCUCUGUUGUUGUAUUGGCUGGCGAACUUUUAAGGGAAGCAGAAAAGCUCGUUGCAGCUAAAAUUCAUCCCAUGACUAUAAUAGCAGGUUUCCGAAUGGCAGCCGAGUGUGCUCGUAGUGCUUUGGUAGAGAAGGUUGUGGACAACAAAGGAGACGCUGAGAAAUUCAGGUCAGACCUGAUGAACAUUGCAAGGACUACUUUGAGCUCCAAAAUUCUCUCACAAGACAAGGAGCAUUUUGCAAAAUUAGCUGUAGAUGCUGUAAUGAGAUUAAAGGGAAGCACAAAUUUAGAAUCUGUCCAGAUUAUAAAGAAGCCUGGAGGAUCAUUGAUAGACUCAUUUUUAGACGAAGGAUUUAUUCUUGACAAGAAAAUUGGUCUCGGACAACCCAAACGCAUAGAGAAUGCAAAGAUACUGGUUGCAAACACUGCCAUGGACACCGACAAGGUGAAGAUAUAUGGAGCUCGUGUUCGUGUUGACUCUAUGGCUAAAGUUGCUGAGAUUGAAGGAGCCGAGAAGGAGAAAAUGAAAGAAAAGGUGAACAAGAUCAUAGGUCAUGGCAUCAACUGUUUUGUUAACAGACAGUUGAUUUACAAUUUUCCAGAGGAGCUCUUUGCUGAUGCAGGAAUACUGGCUAUUGAACAUGCUGAUUUUGAUGGUAUUGAGCGUUUGGCUCUGGUAACUGGUGGUGAAAUCGCAUCAACGUUCGACAACCCUGAGUCUGUUAAGCUUGGGCAGUGCGAACUUAUUGAAGAGAUUAUGAUUGGUGAGGAUAAAUUGAUUAAGUUUUCUGGUGUUGCAAUGGGGCAGGCAUGCACAAUAGUUUUGAGAGGUGCUAGUCACCAUGUUCUUGAUGAAGCUGAGAGGUCAUUGCAUGAUGCCUUGUGUGUGCUAUCUCAGACUGUCAAUGACAGCAGGGUGUUGCUUGGAGGUGGGUGGCCUGAAAUGGUAAUGGCAAAGGAAAUUGAUGCAUUGGCAAGGAAAACUCCAGGAAAAAAGUCUCUUGCAAUGGAGGCAUUUUCUCGGGCUCUCUUGGCUAUACCAACAACCAUUGCUGAUAAUGCUGGUUUGGACAGUGCUGAGUUGAUUUCUCAGCUCCGCGCUGAGCACCAGAAUGAGGGAUGUACUGCUGGAAUUGAUGUCAUCUCUGGUUCUGUUGGAGACAUGGUUGAACGGGGGAUUUGUGAAGCAUUCAAAGUCAAGCAGGCUGUAUUGCUAUCUGCAACAGAGGCAGCUGAGAUGAUCCUUAGAGUUGAUGAUAUCAUAACUUGUGCUCCAAGGAGGAGAGAAGACAGAAUGUAAAAAUCUAGUGAUCAUCCAACUUCAGAUGGCGAAUUCCCGACUUAUUCCAAAAAUUUUCAAUGUGGGUCAGCAACCAAAAGAAUCAUCAUAGAAUUGUUUAAAUCAAGUGGUCACAAUUGAACUUUUUAUGUGCUUGUUUAAAUUUUGAUUGUUGUUAUGUGCAUUUCCAGUUUCACCAAUUGGAAUUUUGAUCAUGUCUUUAAUGUGUGUAUUAGUCUAGCUGCGAAUUGGAAUCUUACUAUUUGAUAUAUUGUUUGAAUGUUAGUGUAAGCUUUUUAAAGUAUUAUGAUGUGUUGUCACAA
This is a messenger RNA of Medicago truncatula (barrel medic), 2258 nucleotides long. Its product is annotated as T-complex protein 1 subunit beta. Gene Ontology annotation, biological process: protein folding. Gene Ontology annotation, cellular component: chaperonin-containing T-complex; cytosol. NCBI's taxonomy places the organism in Eukaryota, Viridiplantae, Streptophyta, Magnoliopsida, Fabales, Fabaceae. The transcript has 7 exons. The record is from RefSeq and is a predicted model, not a curated record. Gene Ontology annotation, molecular function: ATP hydrolysis activity; ATP-dependent protein folding chaperone; ATP binding. The coding region runs from base 373 to 1956 and encodes 527 amino acids.